Perca fluviatilis (European perch) is the source of this 4329-nucleotide messenger RNA. It is a transcript of the gene dgkzb, whose product is annotated as diacylglycerol kinase, zeta b. Gene Ontology annotation, molecular function: protein binding; ATP-dependent diacylglycerol kinase activity. The record is from RefSeq and is a predicted model, not a curated record. Lineage: Eukaryota; Metazoa; Chordata; Actinopteri; Perciformes; Percidae. The coding region runs from base 71 to 3973 and encodes 1300 amino acids. Gene Ontology annotation, cellular component: nucleus. Gene Ontology annotation, biological process: regulation of synaptic transmission, glutamatergic; intracellular signal transduction; lipid phosphorylation. The transcript has 34 exons.
GUGUUUCUUCUCCUCAUUCGUUCCUGGCAGAGUGACUGAACUCUUCCUCUCAGCCAGCGAGGAGUCCAACAUGGACACUUUUUUCCGCCGUCACUUUAAGAGGAAGGACACCGCUCUGCAGGCUGGCGCUGAGGCGUUGCCAUGCAACCAGCGGCGGCCCAGCGUCGCCGUGCCGACCAGCAAGGCCCGGCGCCGCUCCAACGCCGGGCUGCCGUCCUGCACGCUGGCGCAGCGGCGCCGCUCCAGCGUGGUGCAGCUACAGGGCUCGGCGCCGCUGUGCGCGGGCGGCGGGCGUCUGGCGAAGAGCGCCGGGCACAGCAGGUGGGCGGGCCACGUGCGGCGGCGCUCCAGCACCACCACGCCAAGCCUCAACCCCCGGUUCGCCGUGCGACGCAAGAAAGUCGGGAAGCUGCGUACCAUCGACACGCACCUGCUGGGCCCGUCCAUGCUGCUCGCCAGCCUGAUCCAGAUGGCCGAGGAAGACGAGGAGAAGGACGAAGACGAAGAAGACGAAGAAGAGGAGGAAGAGGAGCCAACCCGGGAGCAGCAGGUGGAGGUGAGGGGCGGGGCUAACAGCCGGGGGAUGUUUUCCCGCUCCAGCAGCAUCCAAUCAGACGCCAGCAGCGGUUACUCUGAGCGAUCGGAUGCCGGCCGGCUGUCGGAGGCUGAGGACGACUGCGAUGACAUCACAUCCUGCCCUCUGGAUCAGCCCCCCCUCCCCCCACCGUCCGCCGGCGCCCUGGAGGUGGUGCGAGGAACCGUGCAGCCUCAGUCGCCUCCGUCGGCGCCACGGUCGCUCAUCCGAACGCCGCGCUGCCUGCGUAGGAACUCGUCCCAGGCGCUGGCCGGCGACGCAGCGCCCUACGGCCGGCGCCGCAUCGCCUCCAGUCAGCGGAAGAGGCGCCGGAUCUCCACCAUCUCCAAGGCCGGCAGCCCGUGGCCAGGGAGAGGCGCCCCGCUGCCCAACCGCAAGAGCUCCGCCUACUUCCUGCAGCAGCCGGCCCUGUGCGGCGCGCUCGGCCCGCUGGGCCCCCUGGGCGCCCGCGGCUACGACUGCCAGCUGGAGAGCUGGAGCAGCUUCCUGCUGAAAGCCAUGGCGAAGUCGGGCCUGCAGCCCGGCACGGCGGCGCUGCCCAACGCGGCGGUGGCGUCCGGGCCGAGCGACACGGCGCCGGAGCUCAGCAGCACCGUGGACUGGAGCGACAACGCCGUGUUCGGCGACCACGUGUGGUUCGAGACCAGCGGCUCCGGAGACUUCUGUUACGUUGGAGAGCAGUACUGCAUCGCCAAGUCCCUGCAAAAGUCCGUGGCGAGGAAGAAAUGUGCAGGGUGUAAGAUCUCGGUCCACACCAUGUGCAUGGAGCAGCUAGAGAAGAUCAAUUUCAGGUGCAAGCCGUCUUUCAGAGAACCGGGAUCUCGAGCCGUUCGAGAGUCCAACGUUGUGCGUCACCACUGGGUGCACCGGAGGCGUCAGACAGGGAAGUGUCGACAGUGUGGGAAGGGAUUUCAACAGAAGUUUUCAUUCCACAGCAAAGAGAUCGUUGCCAUCAGCUGCUCGUGGUGCAAGCAGGCGUACCACAACAAGGUGACGUGCUUCAUGCUGCAGCAGAUCGAGGAGUGCUGCUCUCUGGGAGCUCACGCUGCCGUCAUCAUCCCCCCCACCUGGAUCCUCAGGGUCCGCAGAGCACAGACGUCUCUGAAGUCCAGUAAAAAGAAGAAAAGGACGUCGCUGAAAUGCAACAAGUCGAGCAAGAAAGGAUCCGAGGUCCAAGAUGGCCGCUGGAAGCCCUUCCUGGUGAAGCCCCUCCCCUCUCAGCUCAUGAAGCCGCUGCUGGUGUUCGUGAACCCGAAGAGCGGAGGAAACCAGGGAGCCAAGAUCAUCCAGUCCUUCAUGUGGUACCUGAACCCCCGGCAGGUGUUUGACCUGACGAAGGGCGGACCCAGAGAGGGGUUGGAGCUGUACGCCAAGGUGCCCAACCUGAGGAUCCUGGCAUGCGGAGGGGACGGGACAGUGGGCUGGAUCUUGUCUGUGUUGGAUGAGUUGAAGAUAAACCCUGCCCCUCCAGUAGGAAUCCUCCCUCUGGGGACCGGCAACGACCUGGCCCGGACUCUCAACUGGGGAGGGGGUUACACAGACGAGCCGAUAACCAAGAUCCUCUCGCACGUGGAGGACGGGAACAUCAUGCAGCUGGACCGCUGGAACCUGGACGUGGAGGCCAAUCCCGAGGCCCGGCCAGAGGACCGGGACGAACAUCAGACAGACAAGCUUCCUAUCGACGUCUUCAACAACUACUUCAGUCUGGGCUUCGAUGCUCACGUCACGCUGGGCUUCCACGAAUCCAGAGAGGCCAACCCCGAGAAGUUCAACAGCCGCUUCAGGAAUAAGAUGUUCUAUGCAGGGACGGCCUUCUCAGACUUCCUGAGCCGGAGCUCCAAAGAUCUGGCCAAGCACAUCCGAGUGGUGUGUGACGGCACCGACUUGACGGCCAAAGUCCAGGAUCUGAAGUUACAGUGUCUGCUCUUCCUCAACAUCCCCAGGUACUGUGCCGGCACCGUGCCCUGGGGCAACCCCGGAGAACAUCAGGACUUUGAGCCUCAGCGCCAUGACGACGGCUGCAUCGAGGUCAUCGGGUUCACCAUGACGUCUCUGGCCACGCUGCAGGUGGGCGGCCAUGGCGAGCGUCUCCACCAGUGUAAGGACGUGACGCUGACGACCUUCAAGUCCAUCCCCAUGCAGGUGGACGGCGAGCCGUGCCGCCUGGCGCCGUCCGUCAUCCGCAUCACGCUGAGGAACCAGGCCAACAUGGUGCAGAAGACCAAGAGGAGGGUCUCCAUGCCCCACCUCAACGAUCAGCAGCUGGUUCCUGAGAAGCUUCAGAUCCGAGUGAACAGGAUCAGCAUGGCGGCGUACGAGGCUCUGCACUACGACAAGGACCAGCUGAAGGAGGCCUCCACUCCUCUGGGAGUGAUCACUGUCCCUGGAGACAGCGACCUGGAGACCUGCCGCCUGCUGAUCGAGCGUCUCCACGACAACCUGGACCAGGAUGGAGACGCCAUGAAGGAAGACAGUCUGUCCUCGCACAAGUUGUCCAUGAAGUGGUGUUUCCUCGACUGUACGACCGCAGAUCGCUUCUACAGGAUCGACCGUGCUCAGGAGCACCUGAACUACGUGACCGAGAUCUCUCAGGAGGAGCUCUACAUCCUGGACCCGGAGCUGGUUGCCAAGGAGACGGUGGGCACGUCGCCCGGCAUGCCAGACCUGGUGGACUCCGAGGAGCACCAGGACCAGGACCAGAACCAGAACCAGAGACAGAGACAGUUCUCCUUCCCAUCAUCCCCCAAAUCCUCAGACUCCCCCAGGAUGAGAGACUUUCAGAGGAAGAGGAUUUCCAGCGACAGUUCGGUGGCUGAUGCUUUGUCCCAGAGCUCCUCUAAGACUACCCUCUGCAGGAGAGGGGCAAAGAUUCUCAGUGUGCAUCGCUCCGACACAACGCUGGCUGAUUUCAGCCCCGUCAUUAGCCCCUCCAGUGCUACCUCACACGACCCUGACAAAGACGCAGAGUUGAUCGACUGCAUCAAGACUGAAGACCUGAACCGACUGACGGAGCUGCACCAGCAGGGGGCGGACCUGCGUCUGCAGGACGCGGCCGGCUGCACGCUGCUGCAUCACGCUGUGGAGGCCGCCAGCAAAGACAUCCUCAAGUACCUCAUCGACAACGUGCCCACGUCUCACCUGGACGUCACGGAGAAGCAAACAGGAGAGACGGCGCUCCAUAAAGCCGCCUCCUUACGUCAGAGGAGCAUCUGUCACUUCCUGGUGGAGGCCGGGGCCUCGCUCAUGAAGACAGACCUACAGGGCGAGACCCCCAAACAUCGCGCGGAGAAAGCAGACGACCAGGAGCUGUCUGAGUAUCUGGAGAACCGCCAACAUUACCAGAUGAUCCAGAGGGAGGACCACGAGACGGCCGUCUGAAGUCCCAAAACAUCCGUCUGUCUUUAGGACGUUUUAUUUAUUUAAUGCUGCUUUCUCCUCUCAAACUUUAAAGCCAGAGUCGAAGGAGAAAAAGUGUGUUUUUAUCUCCAAAGACGGGGCAACAUGUCUGCUUCUUUUUCUCUGCUGUAAGAAGGGCGGAGGCCCGUAUACAUGAACAUUAUUAUUGUUCAUUUUGACCCCUUUUUUUUUCAACCUGGACCCUAUUCUCCCAUGUCUAAGUCUCAAAAGUGAACCAGGCUGUAAUGUAACCCUACAGGACUAAUGUUCAGCAGCAGUUAUUGUCCACUAAAAGUUCUGUUGUUGCUGCUGACAGACUCAGAUUAUUAUUCUAAGUA